Molecule: messenger RNA, 1299 nt
Organism: Xyrauchen texanus (razorback sucker)
Lineage: Eukaryota; Metazoa; Chordata; Actinopteri; Cypriniformes; Catostomidae
Product: alpha-2C adrenergic receptor-like
Exons: 1
Coding region: 1-1299 (432 amino acids)
Biological process (GO): platelet activation; adenylate cyclase-activating adrenergic receptor signaling pathway; regulation of vasoconstriction
Cellular component (GO): membrane
Molecular function (GO): alpha2-adrenergic receptor activity
Source: RefSeq, a predicted model, not a curated record
AUGGAUAACUUUAGCUUUUCAAGCGAAGUGGACAUUUAUGUUGACAACCGUAAUGGAUCCACUGGGAAUUCUACAAGUCGAUACUCUCUGACCACCAUAAUAGGGCUUGCGGGGCUAGUAAGCUUCCUCAUCUUGUUUACUAUAGUGGGAAAUGUGCUGGUUGUUAUCGCUGUUUUAACGAGCAGAGCUCUCAAGCCACCACAGAAUCUUUUUCUUGUGUCCCUGGCCAGUGCGGACAUUCUGGUGGCCACUUUGAUAAUACCCUUCUCUCUGGCCAAUGAAUUAAUGGGCUACUGGUUUUUUGGGAAAGUUUGGUGUAAUAUCUACUUAGCACUAGACGUUCUUUUCUGCACAUCAUCUAUUGUCCACCUGUGUGCCAUAAGUCUGGACAGAUACUGGUCUGUAACACAAGCAGUUGAGUAUAACCUCAAGCGAACACCUCACAGAGUGAAGGGAAUGAUUGUGGUGGUCUGGCUGAUUGCAGCUGUGAUCUCCUUCCCACCACUCAUCUCCAUGGACCGUAAUAAUGAGGGUGAUGAGAGUGAACCACAAUGCCAGCUGAAUGACCACACAUGGUACAUCCUCUACUCCAGCAUCGGGUCAUUCUUCGCCCCAUGUGUCAUCAUGAUCCUUGUUUACAUCCGAAUAUACCAGGUGGCUAAGACAAGAACCCGAAAUAUGUCUGAAAAACACCGUGAUCCAGAUGGCGGCUCAGGAACGCCACGGCUGGAAAAUGGGUUGAGCCGCAAGGAUUCUAGGCGGGAAAACGGACACUGUGCCUCUCCGGCACCUGGGGAAUGUAGAACAGGCGAGGAUGACCCAGAUGCUGAGCUAGAGGACAGCAGCUCAUCUGACGAGAAGUCCAAGCGGAUGCAAAAUGAGACGGCGCACAAACGAAAAGACCGGCGAUCCAGCCGCAAGAACAGCUCCAUCUCCAAGCAUUCUAGCCGGAAGUCACGUGCCAGUAGCAAGUCCCUGGACCUGUUUUCGUCUCGCAGAAAGAGGAGAAACACCAUCUCCAGAAAGAAAAUCUCACAGGCACGAGAGAAACGGUUCACCUUUGUACUGGCUGUGGUCAUGGGUGUGUUUGUAGUCUGCUGGUUUCCGUUCUUCUUCAGCUAUUGUCUGCAUGGGAUCUGUCGGAAGCCCUGUGCCAUCAAUGAGACCCUUUUCAAGUUUUUCUUUUGGAUCGGUUACUGCAACAGCUCCCUCAACCCUGUAAUCUACACCAUCUUCAACCAGGAUUUCAGGCGAGCUUUUCAGAAGAUCCUGUGCAGGUCCUGGAAAAGGGCUUUUUAG